Molecule: messenger RNA, 546 nt
Organism: Caenorhabditis remanei
Lineage: Eukaryota; Metazoa; Nematoda; Chromadorea; Rhabditida; Rhabditidae
Exons: 3
Coding region: 1-546 (181 amino acids)
Source: RefSeq, a predicted model, not a curated record
AUGAAGUUCCUCCUCGUACUCAUUGGAUGCAUCUUCGUCGCCGUUCAAGGCCAAGAUGACACCUGCCCAUCGUGGAAGGACCGUCAACUUGCCAAGCCAGGCAAGCUUUUCUGCUGCGACAGCACUAUCAAGAAUGUCGUAGAGACCGGAAUGAAAACUUUGGACUUGUUCGGAGCCGGUGGACCACAAACCCUUGGACCACUCGUCCAAACUCUUUCCAGCUUCAUUCAACGCCACUUCAAGGUUGCUUAUGAAGUCGUCAUGGCACCAAAGGAAUUCGUAUUGAAUACCAACUACAACGGAACCAAACUCUGCAAGUUCCAAUCCAACAGCUACACCUUGGCGGUUUAUGAAACUCCAGAAUACUACGACAUUAACGGACCGGGAGAGGUCUACUUCUACAACUUCGCUGCCAACGACAAACUUCACAUCCCAUCCGUCUCUGAGCACCUCAAGAAAUUCGGAGGACUUGCCAACACUGCUACUGGAGGACUCUCUGGAUCUGCUGGAUCUCUCGCUGGCAGCCUUGGAGGCUGGGGACGUUAA